This is a messenger RNA of Abrus precatorius (Indian licorice), 1255 nucleotides long. RefSeq lists its product as uncharacterized. The record is from RefSeq and is a predicted model, not a curated record. The transcript has 4 exons. Bases 97 to 924 code for a protein of 275 amino acids. Gene Ontology annotation, cellular component: chloroplast thylakoid membrane. NCBI's taxonomy places the organism in Eukaryota, Viridiplantae, Streptophyta, Magnoliopsida, Fabales, Fabaceae.
ACAUAUGCAUUGCACAUGUAGCUGAGUAGCAUCAUCAACAACAUUAUCAUCCCAUACCCGAAGGUGGGAACAGAACAGUACACCAAUCAGUGCCAAAUGUUGCACUCUCAGUGCCACCAUCACCUUCUCUUACCAUUUUCACACCAUAAACCCUUUCUCUCAAUUCCUCCAUCAUCACACCCUCUUCUUUCUUUUCACCACAAACCCACCUUUCACCACUCUGUUUCUGUUUCAGCCAUUCCUCUAUGGCUCGCAGAACUCACCACUGCAACAGAAACAGAGGGCCCCAUCGAACUCCCACUUUCUUCUACUCCUUCCAUUUUUGCCACCACCGAUGAGCCUUCUCCCAUUCAAAUUGCUUCCAGUGUUCUUCUCACUGGUGCUAUCUCUGUCUUCCUCUUUCGCUCCCUUCGCCGCAGGGCUAAACGCGCCAAAGAAUUGCAACUCAGGUCUUCAGGAGAGAAGAAAUCAGUACAGGAAGAAGCAUUGGAUAGCUUGAAAGCUAUCGGGUCAGCUUCAAUAGAUGCUAAGGGUCCACCUUCAGCUGGUGAAGCAUUGUUUGGGGGUAUAUCUGCGGGAAUUAUUGCUCUUAUUCUCUAUAAAUUUGCCACUACCAUAGAGGCAUCUCUAAACCAGCAAACACUCUCAGAUAACUACUCUGUCCGCCAGAUAACAAUCACGAUAAGGACUAUAGUGAAUGGCUUGGCCUACCUUGUGACAUUUGUCUUUGGCUUAAAUUCCCUUGGUUUACUCCUUUAUUCUGGCCAGCUUGCCAUCAAAUCCAUUAUGGGAGAUUCAACUGAAAAGGAAACUGAAAGCAAAAGCAGUGAUCAGUCAAAUUUAACAAAUUCUAUUGACAGUCCCACAGAUAACACUGAAUUGAGCAACCGGAAGGAAGAACAAAUUUCAAAUGAUGCACAAUAGACAUGGUUACUAGGUGUAAUUACAGUGAAGUUAAAAUUAAGAUCAGUAAAUCUUGUCCACUUGUAAAAGGGAUAUAUAAUCCUUGAUAUCCUUUCACUUUUGGAGUAAUGUAGGUGACAAAUGAUCUUUAAUGCAGUUACUAGUCUUGAUAUUGAAUUUUUUGAAAGGUUUAUAGAAGCUCCAUCUUCUCUCCUUUACCCUUUCCAAUUGCCAAAAUUUUGCAGUCUUGUUUGAUUGGAGGGAGAUGAGAACUUGAGAUGACUCAAUCCAUUGAAUGUAACAUAAAGAACAAGUUAUUGAUUUUCAUUUGCUGCAUUCACACUUAAGUGGU